AUGGAUCAACAUCAAAGUCAAGAUUCAGAUGAACUUGCUCAGAAGGAUUGUAAACUAGACGAUAUUGCUAAUGAUAAUGAUAAUACUAACACAAAAAUUGUACCGAGAGGGAUACACAGAUCGAUAUCACCGCCUCCAUUGCGAAGACGUAGGAUGGAAAGUCCCAAGCCGGCGAUGCUUGAGAAGAAAGAAGCAAAUCCUAACCAGAACCAGAGAGAAGUCAAUCGAAAGCCGGAUCAAUUGUUCAAGCAAGGUUUGAUAAAUGGCAAAAAUCUAAUGCUAGAACAUUCAAAGCAAGAGGUGGUGAAGUCGCCAUUCCAGCUUACAACGAUUCGAGAUCUACCCGCUUCAUCCAAUGUGGACGCUGUAUCUCUAAAAGAUAUUCUUGGUGAUCCCUUGAUAUCAGAAUGUUGGGAGUUCAAUUACCUACAUAACCUUGACUUUCUCAUGGAACAAUUUGAUGAGGAUGUACGGAAUCUCGUCAGGGUUAAUGUGAUUCAUGGUUUUUGGAAACGGGAGGAUCAGUCCAGACUUAAUCUCACGGAACAAGCUUCGAAAUAUCCUAAUAUCAAGCUUCUCACAGCUUAUAUGCCUGAGAUGUUCGGUACCCAUCAUUCCAAGAUGCUCAUUCUUUUCCGACACGAUUCUACAGCUCAAAUUAUCAUUCAUACAGCCAACAUGAUACCAUUUGACUGGACAAACAUGACCCAAGCUCUAUGGAAAUCUCCUCAUCUUCCUCUUUUCGACCUCAAUAGGCCAGCAUCAAUUGAACCCACCAAAUUAGGCUCCGGUUCAAAAUUUAAGUUAGAUCUUCUCAACUACCUACGAGCUUAUGAUACCAAAAGAAUCAUUUGCAAACCAUUAGUCGAACAAUUGCUCAAAUACGAUUUCUCUGAAAUCAAAGCAGCUUUGAUAGGCAGCGUCCCAGGCAAACAAGGAAUCGAGCAAUCUCCAUCACAAACCGCGUGGGGUUGGGCCGGCCUCACCAACGCCCUUAAAUCUGUCCCAUGCUAUCAAAACACCCAACCAGAAAUCGUGAUUCAGAUUUCCUCCAUAGCAUCUCUGGAUCCAACAGAUAAAUGGCUAACACACUUUUUCAAAGCCCUCAACGCAUCCAAAUCUCCGAGGAAAACCAAUUCAAAACUCAAAAUUAUUUUCCCAACUGCAGAUGAGGUUCGAAGGAGUAUAAAUGGUUACGCAUCUGGCAAUGCUAUUCAUACCAAGAUCCUCACACCAGCUCAAGGAAAACAAUUAGCAUAUCUAGAACCGAUGCUUUGUCAUUGGGCUGGCGAUGGCGCUCAACAUUCUUCUUCAUCGUCAAUGCCCUCCAACUCCCCAUCCCAAACCUCUCAAUCCUCCACUCCCCCAGAACUAAAAAUUCAAGAAGCAUACCGCAAACGCGCAGCUCCUCACAUAAAAACCUACAUCCGUUUCAGUUCAGAUACGAGUUCAAAUUCCUCAUCUCAAAAAUCAAUAGAUUGGAUGCUCGUAACUUCAGCCAACCUCUCAAAGCAAGCAUGGGGCGAACCGGUCAAUUCAGCUGGCGAGGUUCGAAUCUGUAGUUACGAGAUCGGAGUGCUGGUUUGGCCUGACUUAUGGGAGGAAAAGCAGAAUGGGAAGAAGGUUAAGAUGGUACCUUGUUUUGGGAGUGAUACACCUUCUACAUCUUCUUCUUUGGAACUAGUCAAUGAACAAGAGAAAGUCACUAAUGGAGGAGAAGCAAUUGGAAAGAGGAAAAGAGAUGAUGAAGGAGAGGAGAAGGGAGAUGAAGAAAGCAACACGAUAAUAGUCGGUGCACGCAUGCCCUACGAUCUCCCUCUAGUCCCAUACGGCAAAGACGAUACCCCAUGGUGUGCGAGUGCAUCAUAUAGCGAACCGGAUUGGAUGGGAAAUACGUGGAAGACAUGA
Messenger RNA from Botrytis porri, 1908 nucleotides. RefSeq lists its product as uncharacterized. Gene Ontology annotation, molecular function: single-stranded DNA binding; 3'-tyrosyl-DNA phosphodiesterase activity; double-stranded DNA binding. Gene Ontology annotation, biological process: single strand break repair; double-strand break repair. The transcript has 3 exons. Bases 1 to 1908 code for a protein of 635 amino acids. The record is from RefSeq and is a predicted model, not a curated record. Lineage: Eukaryota; Fungi; Ascomycota; Leotiomycetes; Helotiales; Sclerotiniaceae. Gene Ontology annotation, cellular component: nucleus.